This is a messenger RNA of Ictidomys tridecemlineatus (thirteen-lined ground squirrel), 3173 nucleotides long. It is a transcript of the gene Foxh1, whose product is annotated as forkhead box H1. The record is from RefSeq and is a predicted model, not a curated record. Lineage: Eukaryota; Metazoa; Chordata; Mammalia; Rodentia; Sciuridae. Gene Ontology annotation, biological process: positive regulation of transcription by RNA polymerase II; transforming growth factor beta receptor signaling pathway. Gene Ontology annotation, molecular function: transcription cis-regulatory region binding; DNA-binding transcription activator activity, RNA polymerase II-specific. Gene Ontology annotation, cellular component: activin responsive factor complex.
CCGGGGGGUUCACGCAGCUGGCACCGCCUUUCCUCUGCGCUGGUGGGCGCCGCGGUGGCGCGAACGUCCCCUGAUUUCGGGUGGGGCGGGAAGGUCAAGUGGCCAAAUGAUCCGGAGAGGUGGUCGUCUAUUCGUGCUAGGCUUUGAAGAACGGGUAGUAGGAGUCUAUCCCUCAAAUCAGAGCCUUCGUGGGCGGAGUGAAGAGCUUGUGCCAAAACGGCAGGGGAGAGAGAGAGAGAAGUGUGUGUCUAGAGCAGCUAGAAGGAGCCCUUGGUAUGCGCCGUUGAGGCAUCAAGGGAGGACCAGUGGAGAACACCCUCAGACUUUCAGAGAGAACGUCCUUGUCAAGUAGAGCUAAGAGUCCAUAGGUGUUACCCUUCUGAGACACAAGGACCCCUCAGUGAGAGUCCUGGAACUGAAGAGAGGAGAGAGCCCCGAGAGUGCCAAGGUGAUAGGAGUCUAGAGAAAGCCAGAUGCUGUCUGAAGGGAGAAUCUGGUAGUGAGAAAGAGCACAACCAGAGGGUGGCUGGAGCAGUGUGGUGCCCCGCGUUCAUCUCCCACCUCAGCCCCAGUCCCUCCUCCAGUGCACUCUUGAUUCCUGUCUUUUGCCUUUGGCACCUCAUACCCAUUGUAUGCUGCAGGUCAACCAUUUAGCAUGCUAAUAAAGGGUUCCUGCACGUCUAGGGGUCCUUGGCUUUGGUAUCAGCACCAAGCACUACAGCUAGUGCCCUGACUCUGAAGCUCUCUGGGGCAAGCUUGCCUGGUAUAGGGAGAAGAAACUGGGCUUUGGGUCUGGGUACAGAUCACAGGUUUUGACUGGCCCCAGGUGCAGAGCCAGGGAGAAGGAGCUCAUCUGAACUCUGUAGCACAUUCCUGGGAAAAAAUCACUUAAGUCCACUGUACCCUUUCCCAUUUUGCUCCUAGGAUGGGGACUUCACAGUCUUUCCCUUCAGGAAGUGCUUCUGAUCAUGUUCCUUAAGUCCAGCCCAUAGGACCCAGGUUCUACUGGCAGCUUUAUCUUGAACACCCGUCCCUUCUUGGCAACUGGCAUGGACAAGAAGCCAUUCCUAUCCGUUAAAGGGGAGCCUGAGACCUGCCCUAGGCAGACAAAAUAAGGAGGAGGUGGUACCCUCCUCCUAAGGGCUUUUCCUUCAAGCUCCUGGGUGAAGCCGAGCUUCCAGAGGCAACCUGGGAAUGGGGAACUGUGGCUUCAGUAGGUCACCUGAAGUCGGAACUGGAAUCCUCUCUGCCCCUCCCUUUCAGAUUAACUGAAACCUGCUAAUUGUGGCAGCCCUUGCAACUCCCCUCCCCCACAGCCUUUUCCUUCCUCCCCUCCCCCUUCCAUCCGAAUGAUAAAGGGCCCGGCCUGCCUGCCCUAGCCAGGCCUCAGGCCCCAGGCCCAGCCUCCCCACACUACCCCACAGUCCUGAGCCUUCCACGAGGCCAGGCCCCUACCCACGCCUACAAACUCCCCUGCAUGGGGCCUUGUAGCAACUCCCGCCUGGGGCCCCAGGAUCCAGAGCCAGCCUCACAGCCCCCCAAGAGAAGAAAGAAAAGAUACCUGCGGCAUGACAAGCCCCCCUACACCUAUUUGGCGAUGAUUGCCUUGGUAAUUCAGGCUGCACCCUCCCGCAGGCUGAAGCUGGCCCAGAUCAUUCGUCAGGUCCAGGCCGUGUUCCCUUUCUUCAGGGAUGACUACGAGGGUUGGAAGGACUCCAUCCGUCACAACCUUUCCUCCAACCCGUGCUUCCGAAAGGUGGGGCCCUCAAGGUCGGAGCCCGGGAGGCGGGGCGGGCGAGUAAGCCCCAAGCAUCCGGAUUGGGCGGCCCCACCCAAACCUACCACCCCGCAGGUGCCCAAGGACCCUGCAAAACCUCAGGCCAAGGGCAACUUCUGGGCCGUGGAUGUGAGCCUCAUCCCGGCAGAAGCGCUACGCCUACAGAACACUGCCCUGUGCCGACGCUGGCAGAACCCGGAGGCCCGCAGAGCAUUCGCCAAGGACCUGAGCCCUUAUGUGCUGCAUGGCCAGACCUACCGGCCGCCCACACCCCAUACGCCACCCAGCGAAGGCUUCAGCAUCAAGUCCCUGUUAAGGGACCCUGGAGAGAGAGCACCCUGGCCCCAAAAGUCCAGCCUGGCUGGACAGAGCAACCCAACUCAGGCAGACACAGGCUGCAGUGGGGAGGAAGUGGUACCUACUCCACACUUAGCCUCCUCUGAAAGGCUUCUGUGGCCCCUCUGCCCUCUCCCAGUGCCCACAGGAAUGGAGAGGGAGACUUCCCAGGGGACAAUCAUUGGGCCCUCAGGCUUAUCCCCAGAGCCCAGAACCUGGCCCUUGCACUACCUGCAAAGUACUUCCAACGCUGGGGUACUGUCCAGUGGGGGAUGCAGGGCCUCCCUGUGGGGACAGUUGCCCACCUCCUACUUGCCCAUCUACACACCUAAUGUGGUAAUGCCUUUAGCCCCACUACCAUCCACUUCCUGUCCCCGGUGUCCACCUUCAACCAGCCCAGCCUACUGGGGGGUGGCCUCUGAAUCCCAAGGGUCCCCAAGGCUGCUCUGGGAUCUAGACACUCUCUUCCAGGGAGUUCCACCCAACAAGAGCAUCUAUGAUGUGUGGGUCAGCCACCCUCGUGACAUGGCUGCCCCUGGUCCAGGCUGGCUGCUCUCCUGGUACAGCCUCUGAAGCUUUCUAGAGCAGGGGUUGCUUCUCUCCCCACCUCCUUGAUAGGAAACCAAGGUAGGAAGAUGUCUGUAGUCUUAACACCAGGCUCCAGCCUUGCUUAAUGAGAGUCCACAAUGUUUAUUGGGCUGCUCCAGAAAAAGCUGCCACUCAGCUGGGCACCAACCUGGGCUUGGUCAGUCUUGCCUCUCUGCCUCCCCCCUACACCCAGGGGCAAUGCUAAAGGAGCAGGACUCAACAUGGAGUAGCAAAUCAUGAUUCUAUCUUCAGGCCUAGCCCAUGUAUCUAUUCAUCCAUCACCAUCUGUCACCUCCCUCCUGGCUCCAGGCUGGGGGAGGGAGCGCCUAAUGGUGGGUCCAGCCUGAAGUCCUGUCAUCCCUCAACUGUCUGGGAGGUAGCACCUUUUGGGGAAAGGGUUAGGGAAUAAAGACUGGACCCUACAUAGACUUGAAGUGGUGGUAAUGGUGUAACAUUAAAAGAAUUUACAGCA